Messenger RNA from Papilio xuthus (Asian swallowtail), 1822 nucleotides. RefSeq names its product protein-cysteine N-palmitoyltransferase Rasp (gene rasp). Gene Ontology annotation, molecular function: palmitoyltransferase activity. The transcript has 4 exons. The record is from RefSeq and is a predicted model, not a curated record. Gene Ontology annotation, cellular component: endoplasmic reticulum. The coding region runs from base 107 to 1690 and encodes 527 amino acids. Gene Ontology annotation, biological process: protein palmitoylation. NCBI's taxonomy places the organism in Eukaryota, Metazoa, Arthropoda, Insecta, Lepidoptera, Papilionidae.
GAAAGUUUGAUUGAAGUGACAAUAAUGUUGAUGUGAAUUGCCGGUAAAAUUGAAUCACAAUGCUAUUAUAACAACGAAAUAAACAUUGAAAAAAAGAGAAUUAACAAUGAAAACUCAAUUAAAUUUUGUAGAAAUAUUAACAUGUUUCUGUGUAUGGACUAGUGCUAAUUUAUAUUCGUUGUUCAAGUUAACAGAGGCUCAAUCGGAAAUAUUAAAUGGGAAUAACGGAGAUAUAAGUAAAAUCAGAGAUCUCCAACCAGGUUGGGGUUUUAUUCAAAGGCACAGAGAUGUAUCAGAUAUUGAAUGGAGUAGUUGGAAAUAUUUUAUUUAUACGUCAUUGGGUUACAUGAUAUUACAAUUUUUUAUUUCGGAAAUAAUACGCAGGUUGGCAUUGCCCUUGUUAAAAUACUGGUACAUCCUGUCAAGUACAAUUUUCAUUGUUUAUAAAAUGGGAAUCAGACAAUUGGUUAUAGUUUUAAUACAACCCAUUUUAUAUGGUACUAUAAUAUUUUUGGGUGGUAAUAAACAAAGUGUAUGGCUAAUCAGUUUAUUGCUUCUCGGAAGUUACAAUUCCUUAAAGUACAAACAAUUUUUUUGGAAUUAUUUGGAAUAUGAAGAAAUGCAAGAUGAAGAAGUUUAUCUUAUAUUAUUUAGUGUGGCAUGGAUUGAACUAAGAUGCAUUAGUUAUAGUAUAGAUUAUAUAGAGAAGAGAGACAAGGAUGAGACAUGUACAAUCUCCUUUUGGCAUGACAUAAUAAAUAUGUUAAGUUACAUAUUAUAUUUACCUCUUUUGUACACGGGACCUGUUAUACUAUAUGCAGAAUUUGAGAAGAGUUUAAAAAACAAGGGUGGACACCUAUGGUUAAGACUGAAACAAUUUAUUUUUGAUUUGUUUGUAUUCAAACUGUAUACAUUUAUUUUAGACAUUGCAUUUCAUUAUUUUUAUUUUUUUGCUAUGCAAGAUAAUAUGGAGUUGAUUAGAAAAAUGCCAACUAUAGCUUUAUGUGGAGGAGGUCUUUGGAUGGGUUUAGAGUUUCAUAUGAAGUAUGUUAUAUCAUAUGGAACCACAACAGCCUUUGCGAAGCUUGACAAUAUAGAAACUCCACCGAUGCCAAGAUGUAUUGUGAGGGUUCAUAUUUAUUCACAAAUGUGGAGAUAUUUUGAUGUUGGACUUUAUCGCUUCCUUGUAAAAUACAUCUACAAGCCCGGGCUGGCUAUUAUUUCAAAAUCAUUGACCCUACCAAAAACAGCAUAUAAACUGCUCGCCUCAUUAGCCACUUUUGUGUUUAUAUUUAUGUGGCAUGGAACUGUUUGGCAUAUAUUUGUUUGGUCAAUAUUAAAUUAUAUAGGUAUCACAUUAGAACACAUAGGUAAAGAAUUGUCAAAACACAAAAAGUACAUAUGGUUCAAGACAAAUGUUUUAAAGACUGAAAAAAUGGAGGCAUGCCUUAUUGCAUUAUUAUGUACUCCAUUGUUAGCUUUGUCGGCUAUUUCCAAUUUUUAUUUAUUCGCUGGAUCUGAAGUUGGGGAUUUAUAUUUUGAAUGUUUUUUAAAUCCAUCAUUGUGGAAUAGUUUAUUAAUUAGUAUAUCAUUGUAUUGUUGUUGCCAUGUUUCAAUGGCAUUGGUUGAUGUACCUUCUAGAGGGGGCACACAGACAACUGUUAAGAUGUAUGAAAAUAAUUCAUACUAGUGUUUUUAUUUGAAUUGAAUUGGACGGUAAUUAUUAAUAGUUCCUUUUAUUUUUAUCACAUUUGAAGUACAUAUUAAAUUAAGGUUGUGUCGCUUUACGCUUUUAUUGCCUUCAUAAUUUAUUUUGUAUACA